Molecule: messenger RNA, 1258 nt
Organism: Ilex paraguariensis (yerba mate)
Lineage: Eukaryota; Viridiplantae; Streptophyta; Magnoliopsida; Aquifoliales; Aquifoliaceae
Source: the annotation of a GenBank genome assembly
GGAUAAGGUAAUUUGUUCUUUCUUCUGAUUCUAUUGCUGCCACUUCGAGCUAUCCUCUUCUUUUGCUGUUCCUUCUGCUGCAUAUACCAUAACCAUACUUUAUUUCAUGUGGAUUUAGCAGUAGAAAAGCCAGACUCCGACCGGCAAAACAGUAGGAUUUGAAGAAAGAGAAAGACAUACAGGGCGGCUAAGAGUGGCAGUUGCAGCAAUGUUUGCUUCGGCAACAACUCUGAAUCUGGGCUCAUUGACUGUCCCCAACCAAAAUUACAAACCUUUUGCACUCAAUGGGACACAAUCACUACCACUGUUGGCAUCGCCAAAGCAUCUGCCCAAACUAAACACCACCACCACCACUAUCACUAGCGGCAGUUGGAGAACAACCACCUCUGUGAAAACAGCUGUUGCUGCCGUCGACUCAUCUGAACCCGCGGAAAAGCAAAUCGACAGCAAGAAAUAUUAUUUUCUUGUCGCCAAUGCAAAAUUCAUGUUGGAUGAAGAGGAGCAUUUCAAUGAGCUCCUGUAUGAGAGGCUUCGCAACUUUGGAGAGCGGAGCAAAGAGCAGGAUUUCUGGCUUGUAAUUGAACCCAAGUUCUUGGAUAAAUUUCCUAACAUUUCCAAGAGACUGAAGAGACCUGCUGUUGCUCUGGUUUCAACUAAUGGCACCUGGAUCACGUUCAUGAAGUUAAGACUCGACCGAGUUUUGCAAGAAUGCUAUGAAGCUGACAGUCUAGAUGAAGCAUUGGCGUCUAAUCCUGUGAAUCUCGAGUUUCAGAAGCCAGAAAAUUGGGUGGCACCAUACCCAAAAUAUGAAUUUGGGUGGUGGGAGCCCUUCUUGCCCCCUGGAUCUAAGACGUCUGAAGUAUAAAUUUAGACCUUUUAAGCCUUGUUUGAGAUUCCAGCAGUACCUACAACUUGAAGUUGGUGAAGCUCUGCAUAAUUGUUGAGUUAAUGAAGACAUUUGAUGUUCCAUAUCAAAGGUUACUGGAUUUUGUAGUAUGCUAUCUAGAAGCACAGUUAUAGGACUGCAGACUACUGCAGAGGAAGGAAUGUAUGACUUCACCGAAGAAGAUUGAAAAUUGUUGUGUGUAAACGAUCCCAAUUAGUUCUAACUUCAAGACCUUGCUGAGUUGCAUCUAUUAAGUUUUUUUUUUCCAGAAAGUAAUGUUGCAUUUAUUAAGUUUGAGGAAAUGAAUGUAUGAAAACCCUAGUCUGAACAUCCCACCUUUGGGCUGGCCUGGACUGGAAGCUAAAGUAAAAU